UAUCUAAAUCCCUCAUUGCCCUCAAAAUUUUCAUUUUUCUCUUUAUUCCGCAAACCUUUGCUUUCGUCGCCUUCCUUUUCCGAGAUUCUUAAAAGCCUCUCUGACUCUCUUUAUUAAUUUGUUUUGUUAUUUUUUUUUUUUUCUUUCGCUACCCUCCUUGAAAUCUCACACUUCGAUCAGAUCUCCGCACCUACCGACCUGAGAAACAUACCCUCAUAGCUGCUUAUCCAUGACGCUUGGCUCAGGAGGAUCGAGUUGCGUGGUACCACGGAACUUCAGAUUGCUGGAGGAACUUGAACGUGGGGAAAAAGGCAUUGGAGAUGGUACUGUCAGCUAUGGAAUGGAUGAUGGAGAUGACAUUUACAUGCGCUCUUGGACUGGUACCAUAAUUGGUCCUCACAAUACUGUACAUGAAGGUCGAAUUUAUCAGUUGAAGUUGUUCUGUGAUAAAGAUUACCCAGAGAAACCACCAAGUGUUCGUUUUCAUUCACGGAUCAACAUGACUUGUGUUAACCAUGAAACUGGAGUGGUUGAGCCCAAAAAGUUUGGACUUCUUGCAAAUUGGCAGAGAGAGUAUACCAUGGAGGAUAUACUGACACAGCUGAAGAAGGAGAUGGCUGCUCCACAUAACAGGAAGUUGGUUCAGCCUCCCGAAGGUACCUACUUCUAGCUUCCGAGACCGUAUGGAUACCAUGGAUCAUAUUGCAUAUAAUGCAAAUAUGCAAUAUGCGAUAUAUAGUUUGUAAUCCUGUUAUGAUCCCGUUGAAGUUAAGAACAGACAUGGGAAUGCUCCAAAAAGCUUCUCCUAUUACCUCUCCAUGGCUUUGACGUUGUUUUAUCAUUGUCUUUUAUCAAAUUGUGUUGAAAGGAUGCUGUUUGAUUAAGGGACUUUAUGUGUGUCAAAUAUUUAAAUACCCCUUUUAACUAGUAUCAUUUCUAGCUUCAUCAGUGGUAAAGUUUCUUUCUUCUUCU
Messenger RNA from Ziziphus jujuba (common jujube), 972 nucleotides. Its product is annotated as ubiquitin-conjugating enzyme E2 variant 1D. Gene Ontology annotation, cellular component: nucleus. Lineage: Eukaryota; Viridiplantae; Streptophyta; Magnoliopsida; Rosales; Rhamnaceae. Bases 230 to 670 code for a protein of 146 amino acids. The transcript is spliced from 4 exons. Gene Ontology annotation, biological process: DNA damage tolerance; protein K63-linked ubiquitination. The record is from RefSeq and is a predicted model, not a curated record.